This is a messenger RNA of Beta vulgaris subsp. vulgaris (sugar beet), 1217 nucleotides long. RefSeq lists its product as uncharacterized. Gene Ontology annotation, biological process: protein methylation. The transcript has 8 exons. Gene Ontology annotation, cellular component: nucleus. NCBI's taxonomy places the organism in Eukaryota, Viridiplantae, Streptophyta, Magnoliopsida, Caryophyllales, Amaranthaceae. The coding region runs from base 98 to 808 and encodes 236 amino acids. Gene Ontology annotation, molecular function: protein methyltransferase activity. The record is from RefSeq and is a predicted model, not a curated record.
UUCUAUUUUUCAUUAGAAUUUCUACUUAUCUAGGAAGGCUAGGUAGGUUAUUAAGAGUAGGGUUUGAAGAAGGGAAAAACAGACCUCGAAAUCAAAAAUGGAAAAGGAGCAAGAAGAUGAAGUUGUAUGCUUGGACGAAUCAUUCUUCAUCAAUGACGAUUACCAAUUAACAACUUUUACAUUUGGGUCUCAAGUUCUUGAGCUAUUUUGCCUUAAUUCAGCUUCAACUGAUUUUGAUCUGACAGGUCAGUUGGUGUGGCCUGGAGCAGUGCUGCUCAAUGAAUACCUCUCAAAAAAUGCUGAGAUGCUUCAAGGACUUUCUCUUAUUGAGUUAGGUUCUGGUGUUGGUGUCACUGGAGUACUCUGUCGUAGAUUUUGCGAAAAAGUUCUGUUGACUGACCACAAUGAUGAAGUUCUUAAGAUCCUGAAGAAAAAUAUAGAUCUACAUGCAUCUUCUGAGGAAUGCCCUUGCUUGGAUUUGGUGGCUGACAAACUAGAAUGGGGAAAUUCUGACCAGAUAAAUGCAAUCGUGCAAAGAUACCCUGAAGGAUUUGAUCUUGUUCUUGGAGCUGAUAUCUGCUUCCAACAAUCCAGUAUUCCGUUGCUGUUUGAUACAGUUAAGCAACUUCUUGAAGUUAGAGGAAAAGGAAGAUGCAGAUUCAUUCUGGGCUAUGUUUCUCGUGCCAAAGUGAUGGAUCAAAUGGUGCUCAAUGAGGCCCUGGUACACGGCUUGUCAAUGAAAGAAGUUGAUGGAACCCGUUCAAUGGUUGGAAACUUGGAAGGGGUCAUUUACGAGAUUACCCUGUAGUAGAUCUUAAAACUUUGCUCCGUAAUUGGGAUGUGGAGCCUGUAAUGAAGUUUUGUUACAAAAGGAAAAUGAGAAUGAAAGAAGGCGCGGUUCAAAUGUGGUUCCACACUUCCCAGCUUCAGGUUUUAGACCAAAUACACAUUUCAGAUGGAUAGUAAGCAAGAAAGUGCAGCCUGAGGUAAUGGCACAGUCGAAAUUUGAGUCUCAGCUUACAAAGUGUGCUAUAUUCCAGACUAGUGGAACUGUAGCAUAACAUUGUGAAACGAUAACUGCAUACAUUCGUAGCUUUUAACAUCGACAUUUUCAUCUCGUCAGGGAUGAUAGUUAUAAGUUAUCAAUGUAUCAUACUAUCCUACAUCAGAUACUUCGAGAAGAUAGUUCAUCAGAUAUUUUUCGACUGUGCAAUUUA